AUGAGGCUCUCACUAUUCUCGCUUGCCUCGCUGGCUCUCGGCGUCUGCUCUGCUUCGGCAACGGGCGGCAUCAGAGGCCGUCCUCAUACACUCAUCAUCGACGCCCACAAGAGAGACCAGCUCCAAGAUGUAGUGACCUGGGACGAGCACUCGCUCUUCGUCCGCGGCGAGCGCGUGAUGAUCUUUUCCGGGGAGAUCCAUCCCUUCCGCCUGCCCGUCCCGUCCCUCUGGUUGGACCUGUUCCAAAAGGUCAAGGCCCUGGGCCUCAACGCUGUGUCAUUUUACGUCGAUUGGGCUCUCCUCGAGGGGAAGGCUGGCGACUUUAGCGCUGAGGGCAUCUUUGAUCUUGAGCCGUUUUUCGAAGCUGCGACCAAGGCGGGAGUGUAUCUCAUUGCGCGGCCUGGACCGUAUAUCAACGCCGAGGCCUCGGGUGGUGGGUUUCCUGGAUGGCUAACGAGGAUUCGAGGGAGGUUGAGGACCUCCGAUCCCGAGUUUCUGUCGGCGACAGACAACAUUAUUGCCAAGGCUCAAGUCACCAACGGGGGACCGGUCAUUCUGCUCCAGCCAGAGAACGAAUACACCAACUUUGAGGACGGCAGCAGCGACGAUGGAAAGUACUUUCAGUACGUCAUCGACCAGGCACGCAAAGCCGGCAUCGUCGUGCCGCUCAUCAGCAACGAUGCCAGGCCUGCGGGUCACAAUGCGCCUGGAACGGGUGUGGGAGCUGUGGAUAUCUACUUCCAAGGCGGUUCCUUUGACCCGUUUGGCGGGCCUGGCUUCGAGAAAUGCGCGGCCUUGGUUAAUCACGAGUUUGAGCGGGUUUUUUAUAAGAACAACUUCGCGGCUGGUGUCACUAUAUAUAAUCUCUAUAUGAUUUUUGGCGGCACAAAUUGGGGUAACCUGGGGCACCCAGGAGGUUAUACGUCUUAUGAUUACGGCGCAGCGAUUACAGAAGAAAGAGGCGUUGGGAGAGAGAAGUUCUCCGAACUGAAGCUCGAGGCCCAAUUCUUGAAAGUCUCGCCCACGUACUUGACUGCAACGCCGUACAACUCGACCGUGGGUGUCUAUAGCAAGACCAGCGACAUUACUGUGACACCACUGUUAGGGAAUGGCACGGGCUCGUUCUUCGUAGUGCGCCACAGCAAUUAUUAUAGCCUGGCCACGACAGACUACACCAUCCAGCUGCCGACCUCCGAGGGAAACAUCACCGUUCCUCAGUUCCGCGAGCAGCUCCAGCUCGGACGCCGCGACUCAAAGGUUAUUGUCACUGAUUACCCAGUCGGGAACACGACUCUUUUGUACUCGACGGCGGAGAUCUUCACGUGGAAACAAUACAAGAACCAGACGGUUCUCAUUGUUUAUGGCGGUCCCGACGAGAGUCAUGAAAUGGCGAUCAAGACAAAUGCGACGUCUCUCCUCGCUGAGGGAACCGGUGUUGACAACCAUCAUGUCAACGGCACUUUGGUUUUGAGUUGGGCGACUUCGACGACUCGCCGAGUUGUCCAAGUUGGCCAGCUGUUUGUUUACAUCCUAGAUCGCAACUCUGCGUACAACUACUGGGUCACAGACAAACCGGGUAGAAGCAGCCAGCCUUCCUAUGGGACGUCGAUCAUGAACCCCGAUUCUCUCAUAAUCAACGGCGGCUACCUGAUCAGAUCGGUCUCGGUACAGGGCGACACACUCAGGGUUCAAGCAGACUUCAACCGCACCACCGAGCUAGAAAUAUUGGGUGUCGACGGGGAGGUCACAAAGCUAGCAGUCAACGGAAAGCCACUUGAGUACACGACAAACAACCUGACAAAUUGGGUAGCACAACCAUCUCUUGUGGACAGCACUUUCACCCUUCCCGACCUGAAGGCGCUCAACUGGACUUCCCUCGACUCACUCCCAGAAAUCCGCCCAGGCUACGACGACUCGGCCUGGCCGCUCGCAGACCACACCACCACAAACAACACAGUUGCCAACCUGACGACCCCCGUCUCCCUCUUUGCUUCAGACUACGGCUUUCAUGCGAGCACCCUCGUCUUCCGGGGCUACUUCACCGCCGCCGGCACCGAAGACACCCUCAACAUCACAACCCAGGGUGGCUCCGCCUUCGCGAGCUCCGUCUGGCUCAACAACACCUUCCUCGGCUCCUUUGCCAACACCCACGACAGCCCCGCCGGAGACAACGCCUCCAACUACACUCUCGCGAACCUGACCGCGGGCGCGACGUACGUCCUCACCGUCCUCGUCGAUACCACAGGCCUGGAGGAGAACUUUAUAAUCCCGGCGGACGAGAUGAAGACCCCGCGCGGCAUCAUGGAUUACAGCAUCACGUCCGCGUCCGGCGCGCCGACGAACGUCACGACGUGGAAGAUCACGGGCAACCUCGGCGGCGAAGACUACGCGGACCGCUUCCGGGGCCCGCUGAACGAAGGCGGCCUGUUCUUCGAGCGUCAGGGGUACCAUCUCCCGUCUCCGCCCGCAACGGCGUUGACGGCGCAGCGCUCGCCGUUCGACGGCAUCGACGCCCCCGGCGUGGCGUUCUACGCUGCGACGCUGGACUUGAGCCUCCCCGCGUCGGACUUCGACAUUCCCCUGGCGUUCGUCUUGGACGACAUCGUGCCAACCAACGACACCGACGCGGCGGGGGCCUACCGGGCGAUACUCUACGUCAACGGGUUCCAGUUCGGCAAGUACAUGAGCAACAUCGGCCCGCAGACGAGGUUCCCCGUGCCGGAGGGCAUCCUCCGCUACCAAGGGACUAACUCGAUCGGGCUGGCCGUCUGGGCCCUUGGGAAAGGUGGGGCCAAGGUACGGAAUUUCCGGCUGGAUGCCGGGGAGGUGGUGACGACGGGGCGAGAGGAGGUGAAGAUUGUGGACGGGCCGGCGUGGAGCCAGAGGGAGGGGGCGUAUUAG
This is a messenger RNA of Colletotrichum spaethianum, 2901 nucleotides long. RefSeq names its product putative beta-galactosidase C. Gene Ontology annotation, biological process: carbohydrate metabolic process. The transcript is spliced from 6 exons. The coding region runs from base 1 to 2901 and encodes 966 amino acids. NCBI's taxonomy places the organism in Eukaryota, Fungi, Ascomycota, Sordariomycetes, Glomerellales, Glomerellaceae. The record is from RefSeq and is a predicted model, not a curated record. Gene Ontology annotation, cellular component: vacuole. Gene Ontology annotation, molecular function: beta-galactosidase activity.